Messenger RNA from Penicillium olsonii, 1035 nucleotides. The record is from the annotation of a GenBank genome assembly. Lineage: Eukaryota; Fungi; Ascomycota; Eurotiomycetes; Eurotiales; Aspergillaceae.
AUGGCAAUUGCCAUCGAAGGAAUAUUGGGCACAGAGAAUCGAGAGCAAAUCACAUUUGACCAACAACAGGCGCUGGCAUCAUCAAAAACCAACUUCCGAAUGCCGUCGGGUGACCAUGCAUUCCUGUUCGAUAUCCCACUUCCAUGUAAACUGCUGGAUACAGUCACCGGCCCGAAACACCAAUUCCACACUUACCAGGUAGAAGUUGUCAUCGAGCGACGCCUGAAAAGUGAUUUGGUGAUAUCGCAGCCUAUUAGGAUCUACCAUGUCUCCGAUUUCAACUCGAGCUAUCAGAGACAGUUCUGCCCAUUGACUCUUGAGGGACAUACGGACAAAGGUGUCCAGUACUGCGUUUCGAUCAAUGAUCGAAAUUUACCUUUCGGGUGUUCAUUCCCCGUGGAAUGCUGGUUUGCACCGUUGUCCAAGGAGACCAAGCUCACUACUGUAACGAUCAAAGUGAUCGAGAAGCAGACUGUGCGAUUGGAGGCUACUGCCGCAGAAUCAGUGCGGCAUAACAUCCACUUCCUGACCGAGGCGCAUAGUCAAACUGUAUUCGCCAACAGUUUUGAUUUUACCCACGAGGCUCAAAACCCGGAGGAUGACUCCGAUAUCGAAUGGCGAUUCACAAAGCCAGUCUCUCUGCCGAAAAGCUUGAAUGCCUGCUCACAAAGCAUUUCAAACAAGUUCAUCAAGAUCACGCAUGAGCUGGUGGUCACGGCACAGUUCAGCAAUGGAGCCGAGCAGAACGCAAGCCAGAUCAAGUCGGUCAUGCCUUUCAAGAUAUACAUGACGCCGCAUGUAACCAGUGAUGGUGCCUCGGCUCACGGGCAGGACAUGCAGCAUAUGCAGAAUAACCAAAGUCCACCACCGGCCUAUAUCGAUCACUACUCAGAUCUUGUUGUACCGGACGCAGCUGACGUGGAGCUGUUCGAACAUCCAAUGAUAACGGAAAUCAUGUCCCCACGCUCAUCGAGUGAGCAAAGUACGCCUAUUCUAGCGGUGCCACCCGCCCCCCUUUACGAACAGGCUGUGUAG